UUCCAAAACAGAACCAUUUAGAUUGAGCUUUUUACCGAGGAAAUUUAGAAAAUUAGAAAAAAUCUUUUUGGCACAAAUUUUGGCAUUCUGUCAUUUCUUCCAUUUGAGUAUGAGUUUUAUUUUUUCCGUUUCCAUUUUCGUUUUCUUAUUUAUAUUUUUUAUUCUUUAACCACGUUUUACCAAUCAAAUUAACAAUUUUUAGAAUGUUGGAUGAAUCGAAGGAUUGAAAGGCGAUUAUUAAUAAUUUUGACAUUUGGAUUUUUUUGUUCUUUUAUACUUGUUAUUCACAAUUCUUUACAAGUCCCAAAGACAUCCUUGGAUUCUUCAGAAUUUAAGCAAUUAAAUGAAAAAUUGAAUAAAUUCGAAAAUUCGUUAAUUCAAGAAAGGCAAGAAUUGGAAGAUUUACAGCUUGAAGUGGACAGAAAAUUUGCUAGACAUCCCCAUGCUCAAAUUAAAAAAAUUUUAGAUUUGCCUUUAAAACCGUGGGUAGAACCCAUCCCGAUUGUUGUCUUUGCCUGUAAUAGACCUGUUGCUUUGAGGGAACACUUGAAGAAAUUAAUUAGAAAGGAUAUAAAUCAAUUUCCAAUUAUUGUCAGUCAAGAUUGUGAUAAUACACAAAUUAAAUCGGUAGUGGUGGAAUUUGGGGAGAAUGUGCAGUAUAUUAAGCAUAUAAGCAGCGAAACCGCCAGAAUAAAAGUACCUAAAGAGCAUCGACAAUUUGCCGUGUAUUACAAAAUUUCUAGGCAUUAUAAAUUGGCUUUGGGCCACAUUUUUGAUAAAAUGGGUUACUCUUCUGUUAUAAUUACCGAAGACGAUUUAACUGUCGCCCCAGACUUUUUUGAUUAUUUUUUGGCUACUAGACCUCUUCUAGAGUUGGACAAAACACUUUUUUGUGUGUCCGCUUGGAAUGAUAAUGGAGUGCCCGAAUUUAUUGAUCAAACAGCCAAUGAAUUGUUGUAUAGGUCUGACUUUUUUGCUGGGCUAGGAUGGAUGAUGACCAGAGAUUUUUGGCAAGAAAUUGGCCCCAAAUGGCCCCCUGGUUUUUGGGAUGAUUUUAUAAGAGAGCCUGCACAACGCAAAAAUAGAUCCUGUAUUAGGCCGGAAUUAUCAAGAACUGGAAUGACUGAAUUUGGACAGAAGGGGGCUAGCGGGGGUUUAUUCUUCAAUCGCCAUUUAAAAAGGAUAUUUCUCAAUCAAAAACCAACUAAUUUCAACCAGUUAGACUUGAGUUAUUUAUUAAAACAAAAAUACGAUUCUUCAUUUUUGAAAAAAGUUUAUUCAAUUAAAAAUGCUUCUUUAAAUGAAAUUUUGAUGAAAAAUGUUGAAGAAAAUGGUCAAAAUGAAUUUAGAAUAGAAUACGAGUCUAUGGAUAAUUUUUUAAAUAUUGCUAGAAAAAUUGGAAUAAUGGCUGAUACAAAGGCAGGUGUACCCAGAACAGCUUAUUUAGGCAUUAUUUCCUUUUUUCUCAAAGGCAGUCGAAUAUUUAUUGCUCCCUCAAAUUCAACAAGGUGGAAUGGAUAUGACACUAAAUGGGAAGCCCCACGUAAUGUUUUGGAUGGACUUUAA
Meloidogyne enterolobii is the source of this 1566-nucleotide messenger RNA. NCBI's taxonomy places the organism in Eukaryota, Metazoa, Nematoda, Chromadorea, Rhabditida, Meloidogynidae. The record is from the annotation of a GenBank genome assembly.